UAUAUGCCUAUUAUUUGAUUACUUAUGAAAACUGAAUCCCAUAUAACCAACGUAUUUUAAUGUAUAUAUGCCUAUUAUUUGAUUACUUAUGAAAACUGAAUCCCAUAUAACCAACGUAUUUUAAUGUAUAUAUGCCUAUUAUUUGAUUACUUAUGAAAACUGAAUCCCAUAUAACCAACGUAUUUUAAUGUAUAUGCCUAUUAUAUGAUUACUUAUGAAAACUGAAUCCCAUAUAACCAACGUAUUUUAAUGUAUAUAUGCCUAUUAUUUGAUUACUUAUGAAAACUGAAUCCCAUAUAACCAACGUAUUUUAAUGUAUAUAUGCCUAUUAUUUGAUUACUUAUGAAAAUUGAAUCCCAUAUAACCAACGUAUUUUAAUGUAUAUGCCUAUUAUUUGAUUACUUAUGAAAACUGAAUCCCAUAUAACCAACGUAGUUUAAUGUAUAUGCCUAUUAUUUGAUUACUUAUGAAAACUGAAUCCCAUAUAACCAACGUAUUUUAAUGUAUAUGCCUAUUAUUUGGGUAACUUAUGAAAACUGAAUCCCAUAUAACCUACAUAUAUUUAAAAUGAUUGCUUAUAAAAACUGGAUCCCAAAUAACAAACGAAUUCAUAAAUAUGUCUAUAUUGAGUUAAGAAUGCUCAAAACUUGCUUCCAUUCUACCAGGAACAUAUAUUUGUUAAAAAAAGAAACGCACAAUACCCUGAAUUUUGUCGUUGUUGCUUUUGUUUUUUUAUUGGGGGCGAUUUUUAUCAAUCAUAACGUAAAGCAUGUAAACGUGAAUACGUGUUUUAUUGAAAAUGUACCUGAAUUCAUAUUAUAUUAUUUGUUUCCAAUGUGUUUUCUUUUAAACAAUAAUCUAAAUCAUGAGAAUUUACAAGAAGUUCAUGUUUGUUUUCAAUUUCACCAUUCAAAACACCCGCCAUACACAACACGAGAACAAUUUACGACAUUUGUUUGCUUUGUUAUGUAAAUGAUUUAAAAUAUAAUAUAAAAUGGGCAACACUAAUCAAAAGUCACCAAUACGGAAGACGCAGUCUGUCCCUGAUACUCAGGUCCUAGAUGCAAAUGUUGAUUUUUCGAGUUCCAAAGGAAAGUCUGGCAGUACUUGGCGCCUUUUCCGUGGAAAGUCAACAAAUGCUAUAGACAAGAUGGAUGCCAAUGAAGUAGCCAAAAAGAAGAAAAACCAGCCCCAGCUGGCAGUGCCCCUGGUUGAGGCAUUGUUUCUUCCCGACUUUCCUGUGAAGAGUCAAGACACAGACUUUGAUAUUGUUGACGUGAUAGCCAAAGGUGCAUAUGGAAAUGUGGUGAAGGUUCGCAAAGAAGAUGACAAACUGUACUAUGCAAUGAAGGUGUUGGACAAGAAGCAGAUUAUCGUGGAGAGUGCCAUACAGCAGUGUAAAGACGAGGCUGCCAUACAGUCAAUUUUGGGAGAUCAUCCAUUUAUCGUCAAGUGUCAUGAGUACUGGCAAUCACGUAAACAUCUUUACAUAGUCCUGGACUAUGUACCAUACGGAGACAUGUUCACUCUGUGGACGUUUCAUGGUUUUUUCCCAGAGAAAUUAGUGAAACUCUAUGUUGCAGAAAUGGCAAUGUCACUAGAUUAUCUUCAUAAGUCGGGGGUUAUUUACAGAGACAUGAAGAUGGAGAAUCUCCUGUUUGAUGCAGAAGGCCAUCUACAGUUGACAGACUUUGGCCUUGCAAAAUGGCUUGCUCGAGGUGAAAAGACACGGACAGUCUGUGGAACACUGCAGUACAUGGCACCAGAAGUAUUAGCAGUUUACCCAUACGGACACACUGCAGACUGGUGGUCACUUGGAAUCCUGGUGUAUGCCAUGCUUGUUGGAAAGUACCCUGUUGAUGGUGCCGCGGACCAUAUUGAGAUGGCCCAGCGUGUGAUAGACUGUGAUUACUUAUGUCCCGACAUUGUCUCAGAUGCAGCUCAGGAUAUUGUCAACAAGUUGCUGAUGAAGAGCCCUGCAAAGAGACUGGUUGACCUGUAUUCCUUGCAGAAUAUGACCCUCUUUAGCCGCCUAAACUUCACUGAUGUCAUAGAGAGAAAGAUAAGUCCCCGGCAGCUGGUGGGACAAGAUUUCUUCCCCAUGACUGGCACCAGCUACAGUUUUGCACCUGGCUCUACACAUUCAAAUGACAGCUUUCAAGAUUUUGACUGUGUAUGGAACCUUCCAAAUGGAGCAGACAGACCUGUGUAUGUAUGACGUCCACUGCAUGUGUAGAGGCACAACAGCAAUAUGUAAGAGGACAAUUUCAACUGUAUGCUGGUUAUACAAGGGUCUGGAAUGUGUGUCCACCAAGCCAUAUACUGCCUGGGGGGAUCAUGCCUAACAUAUGUUAGUGACCCCAGCAUUGGCCACUGUGAUCCUCUCCUGAUAUUUAUACACCUGCUGGACAGAUGUCACAUCUGCUGUGUUAUGUACCAGUCUACCAGAACGGUUCUCUGUGUUAUGUACCAGUCAACCAUGUACUAAUCUGCCAGACUGGUUCUCUGUGUUAUGUUCCAGUCUACCAUGUACCAGUCUACCAGACUGCGUCUCUGUUUUGUACCAGUCUACCAGAAUGGUUCUUUGUGUUAUGUACCAGUUAACCAUGUUCUUAUCUACCAGACUGGUUCUCUGUGUUAUGUAACAAUCUACUAUGUACCAGUCUACCAGACUGGUUCUCUGUAUUGUACCAGUCUAUCAUAAGCCAGUUAACCAGACUAGUUCUCUGUGUUGUAAACCAGUCUACCUGACUGGAUCUAUGUAUUGUGAACCAGAUUAGUUCUAGAAGAGAUAUGCUUUGAUGAGUGUCGGAAAGAGAGAAUAACCAGAAUCCAUGACUCAGUGAGAUGGACAAAGUGAGAUGGACAAAGAGGGGUGAUUAAGCAGAUAACAUUAUUUCUUUAACAAUGGCAUUUUCUUGUAAAAUUACUCGAUGUACAUGUAGCUUACUCGGUUAUGAAAAAUAAUGUACUCUUACAUACAAUUUUAUUAUGUGAAUCAUCUAUAGAGGUUGUGUAUUCAUUGUGAAAUGAUAAGACACAUUAAAUGCUAAUGAAUUGGUUAAUGCAAAUGAUUCUUUUAUAGAUCUGACAAUGCAUUUGUGUAGUUGAUAACUUACUCAUACAACUCUUACUCCACCAUAUAGAAGAGAAUUGUUUGUUCAGGGGUAUGCUCGCUUGUAAAUAUCCUAAAAAGAAAUUAUGUCUGCUGAUUGACUUAAAAAGUUGGGUUGAGUUUUUCAGCAUGUCGGGGCUGUUGAUCAUAUCUCAAAAAUUUAAUUAUGCUAAGGGACAUAACACUUCAUCUUAGUAUUCAUGGCUGCAAGACAGUUAGCUAACUCCAUAUGAUCCUCAAUAUAAGUUAUAGCACCUGUUUUUGACAUGCACUUAUUUCAUUAAUAAUGUAUGUUAUUCAGUGAUAUAUUACAUAUACUAAGUGGCGUAUUCAACAACAAAAAAACAGGCAAGCAUUUGGCAUUUUCACCACGGCGCUCAUGUUAACAAUUGCAUCAUUAGUUCAUCUCAAUACAAUUCUUAAAUUUUUCCUUUUUUGAAUUUACAUUUUUAUAGGUUUUACACAUUUUUUUUGGUGUUAUAUAAUAAUGAUACUUGAAUACCACGAUAGUUUUACCACAUGUUUUAAUGAAGAUGAUUUCAAAAGGACA
This is a messenger RNA of Mya arenaria, 3665 nucleotides long. Its product is annotated as ribosomal protein S6 kinase-related protein-like. Gene Ontology annotation, biological process: protein phosphorylation. The coding region runs from base 995 to 2218 and encodes 407 amino acids. NCBI's taxonomy places the organism in Eukaryota, Metazoa, Mollusca, Bivalvia, Myida, Myidae. The record is from RefSeq and is a predicted model, not a curated record. Gene Ontology annotation, molecular function: protein serine/threonine kinase activity; ATP binding. The transcript has 15 exons.